Molecule: messenger RNA, 1698 nt
Organism: Talaromyces marneffei
Lineage: Eukaryota; Fungi; Ascomycota; Eurotiomycetes; Eurotiales; Trichocomaceae
Exons: 4
Coding region: 1-1698 (565 amino acids)
Biological process (GO): positive regulation of transcription by RNA polymerase II
Cellular component (GO): nucleus
Molecular function (GO): DNA-binding transcription factor activity, RNA polymerase II-specific; zinc ion binding; transcription cis-regulatory region binding
Source: RefSeq, a predicted model, not a curated record
AUGGCAAACUCGCCUACUCCAUCAGAGAUCUUAUUGGCAGGACUUUCGCCAUCCCGGAAUGUGUCACCCCUCCGGAUCAGAGGUAGCUGGAGCCGUUCGGGAUGUGUAACUUGUAAGAGGAGGAGGAAGAAGUGUGAUGAACAGAAGCCGAAAUGCGGAAAUUGUAUCAGAUUAGGCCGUGACUGUGAGGGCUAUUCAAACCUAUGGAUCACGCCAAUGAGUACAACCACAACAACCUUUCAGCAGCAAUCAGAAACAAAACGCCGAAAAGUAUCAAAAAUCUGUCACGGUGAUGAGAGCACUCGGUCGCCUUCUUCGGGGUCAACUCCAACAAGUAGCCCGAGUGAAAAUGCAUUCUAUACAAGCUACCCACCAACGCCAGAUUCAAUUUUCGCCCCUGAUGCAUUAAAAAGUUACGAAAGUGAAGACAGCUACAGAGCGUUGACCGUUGCUUCUAAUCAAGGACCAAGAUUCGAAAAUGGCAUCAGCCGUUCACUCACAUUAUUCCAACCACUUGAAGCGUUUUAUAUACAAUACCACGUUGAGCGAGGAUCCCACUUGGUACUAAACCUCCAAAUGGAACGGAACCCUUUGAAUGAAAUCUUAAUCCCACGAGCAUUAUCAUCGCCACUCCUCCUCAACGCUCUCUGCACUUUAUCAGCAGGCCAUAUGUCAAACUGGGAGUCAUCAAACCAAGAUACGUUGCAAAAAGCCGAAAUGAUAUAUUAUGGCAAAACACUGUCUGGUAUUCGGAAUGCAUUGACGGAAUUGUCGCAGCUGGUUUUUAUGAGCCCAGCAUAUAUUACUUUACUUGAAGAGUUGCUGGCUACUGUUGCUUCGCUGUGCAAAUAUGAGGCUGUCAGGGGUUCGGUUAGGUCUUGGAGAGGACAUUUAGAAGCCUUGCAGAGGCUUGUAAUCUCUUGUGGAGGCUUGAUUAAUCUUGAUCGGGAAAUUGCCGAUUGGCUUUCUGGCUUGUUGACAUACUGGCAAUAUAUGGCCAAUCUCAUGACUCCCAACCUCAAACCACGAUUGACAUUUUGCGAAAGUCUUUAUACCACUCCCAAGAUUGACAUAUACUUGGGAUGUAGUGAACAAAUCGUGAAGGUUUGUUCGCGGAUUGCAGAUCUUCGCAGAGUGGGUGAUUUUGCUUUCUUAAACCGGGAGAUUGUCGAUAUAAACGAAUACCUUACCAAUUGGUCUUGUAGAGAGCAAUCCUUCAUCAUUCCCAAAGGCAUCACAGAAGCAGCAAUUGACCGACUCGAAAUGGUGGCGAACUGUUUCCGCUACGCAGCAUUUAUAUUCCUACAUUCUAGUCUGGAGAGAAUGGCAUGGCCUACCACAACCACUAUGGUAAAUCCCAACAUAUGGGAGAAACUUCGCUCUCAGAUCUCCCAUUCGAAAUCCCAAGCCCUACAAAACAUCGUGACCCUUCUCCAUUCCAAUCCACCGGAUAACAACACCGAAUACUCAGCACUCACUUUCCCGCUCUUCAUUGCUGGAUGCGAAUGUGAAGGCAACGAAGAGCAAUUGACAUUAAUUCUUGGUGCACUCAAGACUCUGGAAGUCAGCUUUGGGAUUCGCAAUACAAUCCGCGCUCAGGAAAUGAUUGAGCUUUAUUGGGGAUCGGAUUCGCUGAGGCAGAGAAGGCACUGGCUAGAUCUUUUGGAGGAUAUGGAUUGGGAUCUACUCUUGGUCUGA